Prunus mume (Japanese apricot) is the source of this 739-nucleotide messenger RNA. Lineage: Eukaryota; Viridiplantae; Streptophyta; Magnoliopsida; Rosales; Rosaceae. The record is from RefSeq and is a predicted model, not a curated record.
AAAAUAUAAUCUCACAUUAACUCAACAAAUCUGAUGUUUUGCGGUUCAUAAACAACCUUUCUGAUGACCCUCUGCUGAAGACGCUUGGGCCUAACUUCAGAUCCUAUUUCUAUCGAGCUUUUCAUCAGUUCAAGAGAGUCUUUGCAGAAUUUAAAAGCUCUCACCAUGAGGCCAAUUUUCUCUAUGCAGUUACAACAUUUCAUCAAAGAGAAACUGGAAAAGAAUGAAUUCACAGCAGCUCUUGCAAAUGAGGAAUUAGUUUUCUUUAUGUUUUUAUUUAGGGCAAAGAUUCAUGAAGUUCCCAAAUUGCGUGAGGAAGGAUCUCCUAAAAUACCACUGCAAUGUGCACGUGUUAUAAGGAUGGUCCGAGAUGGCUGUUUCGGCUUUAAAGACUAUUUUCAAUCUCUAUGUGAUACUGUGGACGGUGGUAAAGACUUCUAUUUGCUUGGUUCUGAUUUUGAGAGCUAUUUAGAGGAACAGGCUGCUGUUGAUAAAGCAUUUGCGGAUCCAAAUAAGUGGACUCAGAUGAGCAUCCUUAGCACAGCCGGGUCAGGGAUAUUUAGCAGCGACAGAACAAUCCAAGACUACGCGGAGAAGACUUGGGGAAUUGAACCGUGCAGAUUCCCUUCUGAUGGCUAGCUCACCCUCACCCUCACCCUCACCCUCAUCCACACCCCAGUAGCAACAUUUUACAGAUUUGAAUGGAAUGUAUCGGAAAGAUUAAAUUCUCAUUCCCCAA